Histoplasma mississippiense is the source of this 636-nucleotide messenger RNA. RefSeq lists its product with no specific name. Lineage: Eukaryota; Fungi; Ascomycota; Eurotiomycetes; Onygenales; Ajellomycetaceae. The record is from RefSeq and is a predicted model, not a curated record. The coding region runs from base 1 to 636 and encodes 211 amino acids. The transcript has 3 exons.
AUGCGAUCUGAUAUUCCUUGCCCAGUGAGUUCGAAUCACGAGAAUCCGAACAACGUUCAGAAGCGUGAUGUUGUUGGGAGGCUAGGAAGAGAAACCGCAGCCUGGCUGUCAAAAAUGUGUAGAAAACGGUCAACGGUUAGAACAAAGCAAAAAGUGAAGCGAAAUUUGAAAAAUAAGUACCAGUGUGAGGCGCAGUGUGGAGCGAAUGUGAAAUGGGUGGAAAUUGAAAAAUAUUUCUCAAGAUCAUUGCAAAAGUCAUCUGCUGCAGAACUACAUGCUAGGAUGCAAUCAAUUUCUCAAUAUGGGAUGAGUGUGUCAUCCACCUCCUCUACUUCGUCGGGGCGAUGGACGAAGCGGAAGCCUACACUCACAAGCCUGUCCUAUGCGGGUUCGAAUGAGAAAACCGUCGCCUGGACGCUAUUCAUUAUCUGCGGAAGUACUGCGAUCAGAACUGGUGGGAUGAGCCUCACAGAAGAAUACUAUCUUCUGUGGGUAGGCCUUGCGUUCAACACGCAAAAGAUGGCUGUCAACUAUGAUCCCUCGGGGAGUGUCAAGUGCAUGGAUGUACCUUUGUGGCAAGUCCGCAGAGUCACGUUGCGAAGAAUAGAAGGGAUUGGGACGAGGGAAGGCUGGUAG